AUGGCUAGUCCUCCCGUUCUAGCUUUCGAUGCCGAGGGCCGUCCGGUGAAGUUCGAAACCUGGCUAGAUGACCUGCACCUGUUCCUACAGCUCACUGCCAAAGAAGACAUCUCGCUGUACGACCACGCCCUAGGCCAUGCUACUGCCCCUGACACGUCUGCUGACAGCACUCUACGCUCUCAGUGGCAGACUCGUGAUGCGCACGCUCGCUUUGCUAUUCGCAACUCCCUGCCGCUAGACGAGCGCGAGCACUUCGGCCAGUGCAAGACUGCUAAGGACCUCUACACCGCUGUAGUUGCCCGUUACUCCUCACCCGCUUCUGCUACGCUAGGCCGCCUCACUCUCCCCUACCUGUUCCCCGACCUAGCCUCCUUUCACACUGUCGCAGACCUCAUCACCCACCUUAAGACUAGUGAGGCCCGCUUUCGCGCUGCUAUGCCUGCCGAGUUUCUCACUAGCAACCCCCCCCCGCUCUGGAUCACUCUCUACCACAUCGUCACCCGCCUCCCUGACUCUCUGCGCGCAGUCAGGGACCACUUCCUCUCUCGCUCCCCCACUGAGCUCACUGUUGCCCUCCUCGAGAAGGAACUGCUUGCAGCUGAGGCGAGCAUCGUCGCUGUAGGCACCUCUCGUGGCGACCCCCGCACCCCGUUCUUCGAGGGGUGUUCCCCUUCCCCCCUCCUCCCCUCUGUCGCCUCUGCUGCUGCUGUCGACCUCCUUGGUGCUGAGAAGGUCGGAACCGCGUCUGCUUCGAGCGGGCGCCGCAGGAACAAGGGGGGCAGGGGUGGGGGUGGCGGCGGAGGAGGUGGGGGUGGAGGCGGUGGGAGUGGAGGCGCGACUGGGGAGGCUAGUGGCGGCAGUGGGGGAGGAGACAGCAGCGGCGGGAGCGGUGGCAGGGGUGGAGGCGGCAGCGGAGGUGGAGGUGGUCGUGGCGGCGGCAGGGGUGGAGGUGGCCGAGGCGGUGGUGGUGGCGGUGGUGGUCGUGGAGGCACUGGCGGAGGCCCGAGUCAGCAGCCCGCCCCGACGCUUCAGGCCGCCCGUGAGUGGUAUGCGCAGCGUGGCUUUACCUGCACGUACGUCAUUCGCACAGGUGACCGCAGCGGCCAGCAGUGUGGGAGGCCGCACCCCACGCACCGCUGCUUCGCGCGCCUUAACGACGCGUGGCGCACCCAGUUUCCUGAUGCCGCUGAGCUGCCGCGCUGGGCUGAUCUGGAAAAGAGGGGUAUUGAUAUUUGGGCUCUAGACUUUGAUGCUAUUCUCACUGCCAUGUAUGCCAUGUCUAUUAGUGGAGAGGGUGCUCAGUACUUGCGUGUUCCGCCCGACCCGGGCAUUCAGGCCAGUCCGGCUGCCGCUCUAGGUGCUAGUGCGUCUGCUCCCACAGGUCCUGGUGAGGCUGCUGCCCUAGCCACUCGCUCGGCCAGUUGCUGUCUCCCUUGCUGA
Molecule: messenger RNA, 1440 nt
Organism: Closterium sp. Yama58-4
Lineage: Eukaryota; Viridiplantae; Streptophyta; Zygnematophyceae; Desmidiales; Closteriaceae
Source: the annotation of a GenBank genome assembly